Messenger RNA from Hydra vulgaris (swiftwater hydra), 1080 nucleotides. RefSeq names its product zinc finger MYM-type protein 1-like. The record is from RefSeq and is a predicted model, not a curated record. NCBI's taxonomy places the organism in Eukaryota, Metazoa, Cnidaria, Hydrozoa, Anthoathecata, Hydridae.
AUGCAAAUUGAUGGAAAACAGAAGCGCUACUGCUCACAGAAUCUCUUUUAUCGUGUUCAUUCUCGCAAUGGUGAGAAAGUCCCAAGGUCAUGGUUGUGUUAUUCAUCAGCAACAUCUCGCAUUUACUGCUUUGUAUGUAAAUUAUUUUCUGCUGAUGAUAUUUCAUUCUCAAGGAAUGGUUUUUGUGAUUGGAAAAAUGCAGCUUCACGAAUACAGUCACAUGAAAACAGCAUUGCACAUAGAAAUGCAACAAUCACAUUCAGCCAAAGAGUACAAGUCAGAGGAUGUGUAGAUUCAGCAAUAGUUGAGCAAUACAGACAGGAAUGUGCAUAUGCAAAAUCUGUGCUAGAAAGAGUUGUCUCAGUUAUCAAAUUCCUUGCUGAAAGAGGGCUCGCAUUUAGAGGACAUUCUGAAAUAUUGGGGUCAAGUUCUAAUGGCAAUUUUUUGGGAAUUUUGGAGUUGAUUGCUAAGUUUGAUCCAUUCUUCUCCAGUCAUAUUGACAACCAUGGUGGUAAGGGGAAAGGCUCUGUUUCAUACCUGUCAUCAACAAUUUGUGAUGAGUUAAUUGAUGGCAUGGGAAAGCAAGUUAUGAAAACAAUAUUGUCUGAAAUACGUGGAGCAAAAUUUUAUUCGAUUUCUGUUGACUCUACUCCAGACAUAUCUCAUGUUGAUAGGCUGUCAUGUGUCUUUCGAUAUGUUUUGAACGAUGGCCCUAUAGAAAGGUUUGUGCAAUUUUUAAGCAUGAAAGGACAUGGGGCAGAAGAUUUGUUUAACAGUUUAUACAGCUUUCUGGAAGAAGCAAAGUUGGAUAUAAAAUUUUGCCGAGGUCAGUCCUACGAUAAUGCUAGCAAUAUGGCAGGAAAAUAUUCAGGGUUACAGGCACGCAUUCGAGAGAAGAACCCAUUGGCUGAAUAUGUGCCAUGUUUUGCACACUCCCUUAAUUUAGUCGGUGCAUCAGCUGUAAACUGCGUGACAACAGUGAGUGGAUUUUUUGAUUUUGUACAAAACUUGUAUGUCUUUUUAAAUGCAUCAACCCAACGGUGGGAGCUUCUAACCAAAGGAUUGGAUAGUAACCAGUAA